Molecule: messenger RNA, 1834 nt
Organism: Lolium rigidum
Lineage: Eukaryota; Viridiplantae; Streptophyta; Magnoliopsida; Poales; Poaceae
Product: tRNA (carboxymethyluridine(34)-5-O)-methyltransferase-like
Exons: 3
Coding region: 313-1473 (386 amino acids)
Biological process (GO): tRNA wobble uridine modification
Cellular component (GO): nucleus; cytoplasm
Molecular function (GO): tRNA binding; S-adenosylmethionine-dependent methyltransferase activity
Source: RefSeq, a predicted model, not a curated record
CACCUGCUCUCCCGCGGCGCCGAGCUCUCUCCGCCUCGCCUCCUCCCCCAGUCGUCUCUCCGAUCACCUCACGCGCUUCCUCACCGGAGACAGCUAGGCCCGAGCAGCACGUCCCGCCGUCUCCCUCGCCACGCCGGCAUCAGAUCUGCUUACGGAAUUUGCUUCGGAAGUGAUGUCACUGCGAUUUCUGUCCACGUGCUAAAGUAACCUAGCGGGAGGGCGGCUACCGACGAUUCGCGGCCGGCAGGACGAAGCCUCGUGCCCUGCGCCAGCCCAGUACAGCGCCUCCGGCACAAAUCUUUGCACUAUUGUAUGAUCCAGAUAUUCCCGAGGAUAGCAGCAAGGACCGCACGCCAGGCCAUCUCCGCAUCCAAUCCACACAUCCCAAUUCCUCACCUAUCAGAAUUCUCUUGCUGGAACCAAGCUUACCAAGGCAUCCACACCACCACCAUCAAUCCCAUGACGCCGAGCGAUGCAAAUUCCGAAGCCACACCCACACCCCUCGCCGAGGGGAACAGCCGCAGCUGCCCCCCGAGCGUUGAGGCCACCCCGGACAUCGAGAAGAAGUACGUGCACCGCGUCUACGACGCGAUAGCCCCGCAUUUCAGCGCGACGCGGUUCGCCAAGUGGCCCAAGGUGGCGGGGUUCCUCGACUCGCUGAGGCCCGGGUCCAUCGUGCUGGACGCCGGCUGCGGCAACGGCAAGUACCUGGGCUUCAACCCCAGGUGCUUCUACCUAGGCUGCGACAUAAGCCCGCCGCUGAUCGAGAUAUGCGCGGGGAGGGGGCACGAGGUGUUUGUCGCCGACGCCGUCAACAUGCCGUACAGGGAGAAUGUCGGGGAUGCGGCGAUCUCGAUUGCGGUGCUGCAUCAUUUGAGUACCGAGGAGAGGCGGAGGAAGGCCAUUGAGGAGUUGGUCCGUGUUGUGAAGAGGGGUGGGCUUGUGCUGAUCACGGUUUGGGCUGUGGAGCAGGAGGACAAGUCGCUUCUUAACAAGUGGACUCCGCUGUGUGAUAAGUAUAAUGAAGAGUGGGUUGAUCCUAGCAGUCCUCCCGUGCGCAGCAAAUCUUCUAGUGUGCUAGAUAGCAUUGGAGAGACUGAUGAAGACACCAGCGCCGUGAAGCAGACAGAUGACCAGCUGAAAAAUAGUUACGAUGGUUCAGAGGAUAAGACUACUGCGGCUUGCAGUGAUGAUUCCUUGAUUAUGGAUGAGCAUGACAAAACCCAGCAGGAGUACUUUGUUCCUUGGCAUCUACCAUUUCACCGUGCUGAAAUUGGUGGUGCAUCUGCUGCGGCUCUUCAAAAUGGAUUGGCGAAGAAAGAUGAUAAGAAGGGCACUGUGGUCUACAACCGGUACUAUCAUAUUUUUGUCGAAGGAGAACUUCAAAGGUUAGUUGCUGGUAUGAAAAAUGCAUCUAUCGUUGACCAAUUCUACGACAAAUCCAACUGGUGCAUAGUUCUUGAGAAGCUUUGAGUUGCAGAUGAAGUGAUGAUAGAGAAUGUAUCUGUUGUCCCGGCCCUUGUGUCUUGUAGGAUUAUCAGAUAUUAGACUAGGCGAGGGCACAGUUUUGAGCUCAGAAUGCAUGAGGCUGAUACAAGCAACAAUUUUCUCAGUUCAGCAAUGUCAUUGGCAAUGCAGCACUUCAGUUUGCCUGGUGUAGCUGGCGAUCUUUUUUUGUCCUGCUGUCUUAAUGUGUAUCAUGAAUCGUAUAUGGGUUGUCUAGUCGUUUUGAGUCAAGAUUGCUCGAUAUUUUAAGGGCCAUCUGACUUGCAGAAGUCCUGUACUAUCUUUCAAACAAUUGAAACAUGUGAAUUAGCAUGAUUGCUUGAACUAU